Molecule: messenger RNA, 5282 nt
Organism: Stegastes partitus (bicolor damselfish)
Lineage: Eukaryota; Metazoa; Chordata; Actinopteri; Pomacentridae
Gene: tor4aa
Product: torsin family 4, member Aa
Exons: 3
Coding region: 128-1417 (429 amino acids)
Cellular component (GO): endoplasmic reticulum lumen; nuclear envelope
Molecular function (GO): ATP binding; ATP hydrolysis activity
Source: RefSeq, a predicted model, not a curated record
GCACAUAGGAGGGCUCUUCCUGAGUCGAGCUGUAGGCUGUGUGGAGGUUUUUCUCUGCCUUCUGUACUCUAACAAACUAUGGACUAGCCUUUAUUUCUCUUUUUACAGUUUGGAGCCGCAUUAUAAGAUGAGCGACCAGGACAGCAGCACCUCUGCCUCCCAGACGGAGGGAGAGUUUGAUGAAGACCUGGAGGGCAAAGAGGAGAAACCGAGGAGCAGCCCGGUCCCCAGUCUGUCCAGCUUCUCCUCCUCUCUGCGGGCAGUCAUACGCAUAAAACUCAAGUAUCAGGCCAUGAAGAAGCGACGGCAAGAGAUGGCCCUGGCCCUGGGAGGAGCCGGGGCCCUCACUGGAGCCCCAUCACGCACCAGCCCCAAAAUCUUCACCUUCGAUGGACUCACCCCCAACUCACUCCCCACCUCUGUCCCUUCGAGGAAGAAGAGAAGGAGGAAGAAGCGGGUGUUGUUUCCCAGCAGAGGGCGUCCCAGGGCCCCACCGAGGCAGGAGCACAGCCGAGCCCAGUACUGCCUUUACUUGCUCUUUGGAAUCGUCUUUGUCCAGGUGUACAACGCCAUAGAGAACCUGGACGACCAUGUUCUCCGAUACGACCUGGAGGGGCUGGAGAAAACGCUAAGGCGGGAGGUGUUUGGGCAGCAGGGGGCGGUGGAGGAUCUUCUGUGUCACCUGAAGGACUACCUGUCCACUUACGUCCACAACAAGCCCCUGGUGGUGUCCUUGCAUGGCCCCAGCGGCGUAGGCAAGAGCCACCUGGGGCGCCUGCUGGCUGGACACUUCCGCUCGGUGGUAGGCGAGCCACUGGUGCUGCAGUACUACGUCCUCCAUCACUGCCCACAGGAGGCCGACGCCCUGCAGUGUGGCCGUGACCUCUCCACCCUCAUCUCUGCAAUGGUGGAGCGAGCCGAGGAGGAGGAGAAGAUCCCGCUCUUGAUCUUCGACGAGGCUGAGCACAUGCACAACGAGAUCCUGGACGCGCUGUGGCAGCUCGUCACCUCGAAGCGGUCCAACGAGCACCUGAAUGCCAUCUACCUGUUCCUGAGCAAUCUGGGACACGCACACAUCACCAAACACAUGCUGCACAACUCCUCAAGUAUCUCUAUGGCAAUGACAGCAUCCGGUCGCCAUAGCAACCUAAUAAAAGAGCUGACUCCGAUUUUACGCAGCACUCUGAAGAAGCUUCACCCGCUAUGGGCAGAGGUAGACAUCUUACCCCUGGGCCUUCUGGAGAAAGGUCACGUGAUGGAGUGCUUCCUGGACGAGAUGACCCGGGAGGGGUUCUACCCGGAUCAUACCAACAUCGAGCGCCUCGCGGGUGAGAUAGAGUAUUACCCUGCAGUAGGGGGGCAUGAAUAUUCCCAAACAGGCUGCAAGCAGGUGGUGGCGAAGGUGAACCUGCUCUGAAUUGUUUCGGAUGCUUUUUUUUUUACCAUGAAGAAGACAUGCAUGAGAAGGGAUGAAGGUGACGAAACUUGAAUGACACAACUCGGAGCCGAAGCUUUUAUAAGAGGGGAAUAAAAGAAGUAGUUUAUUCACAGAAAAAUGACAGUGAGGACGUUGUAAGAAACCUGUGAAGAAGUUGGAAAAUGCCACUAACACUCAUCGAAGGGUCAGUUCACCCAGAAAUGAAACCUUCUAACGAACCUUUAGUCGUAUCUCUCCAUGCAGAAGCUUUGUCCAUGUAUGUUCACCUGAAGUCAUACCCCAAUACCACUGAAAGGAAUUUAAUUUAUAAUGUUCACUAAAAGAAAUCACUGUUUUUCUUAACUGGGCUAUUGUUUCUUUAAUGGUAAAGGUUAAACAGUCCACACUUCCAUAGCAUCUUUUCAGCUUGAGCGAGGUGCUUUACAACAUGUCUCUCAUUCACCCACUCACCGAAAGUGGCAGAGCUGCUGUGCAGGGUGCUGCCUACCACUGGUGGUAACUUCAGUUCAGUGUCUUGCCCAAAGGCACAUGAAGGGGCAAUGGAUCGACUACCAGUUCUUCUGCCUGAGCCAUAGUUGUAGAUUUUGGAGGGGAAAGGAACACUGGGGAUAGAUUACCUUUGUCUCUCUUCUUUCUCAAAGAAGAGAGACAAAACAGUACAGAUGAGUAAAUCAUGCUUCUAUCUGUGUUCAGUCAGCUGGGAUCAAAUUAAAGUUGAACUGCAGGAAAAAAAACAUGAUUUUUUGUGUGUUUUCCUUUACACAAAGUCAAUUUCAAUAUAAAUUGAUGCAGUCCCGUUUAAUACGUGUCCCUAACAAAAUCUGUGGGGUGUCACAAUAUAUGUACACGAUAGCUGUGAUCUUAAAAAAUGUAUCUAGAAACAACAUACAGCAGAGUUACGGUUACAAACUCUCUCUCUUUACCUCCUUACAUUAAUUAAUUUGCCAACAAAGAGACAAAACAUGUUAUCUGAAGAUAUCUACUCAGUAGUCACCAUAAUGUCGUAAUCGUGAAUUCUUUUGGUCGUAACAUUCAUGUAGCAAAAAUGUGACAUCAGGAGGUUCAGACUGCAAUACAGCAGCAACACUUGUAGUGAGUCUCCUCAAAGUUUGUACAGACAGUCCUGAUCCUCAGAGGAUGAAUCUUGACUUUAGUGACCACCCGAUUUCUUCAUGUAGCAGCACCAGCAAUCCAACUGAGCUAUUGUCUAGUGAAACAAAUCUACUAAAAAGUUGUACUCAGGAAUUCCUGGUUACCACAGGAUGACUGCUACACUGUUUCAGAGUACAAAUAAAAGUAACUAUUAGACUAAUUGCAAUAAGAUUUGGUGCAAACAUCCUCCGAGAAUAACUCUUUUUCUUCUAGUGUCGGCAUGAGGUUAACCUUUGUGAAUCUGAGUGAAAUACGUCAACAAUGGUUGGACUGAUUGCCAUCAAACUGAGUAGACUAUGAGAAAAUAAUGGUAGUGCUUUGAUGUCUUUUUAUCUGGCGCCAUCGUCAAACACAAUCUGUUUUAUUUUCACUUUUGCUCAGAACAGGCCUUUGAGUGGUGACUGCACAUGACAGUGAGCAUAACUGGUCUGUGUACAGUAAAUCCUGCCUUUUUAUACAAACAUCUACACACUGUCCUGCUACUUCUGACCAUUUGAUAAACAAUUAUGAAAUAUUUAUUUAGCUUUAUUCAAUGAACCAGUGAGCUGUUCAGUUGUUCAUUUAUUCAACUGUUAUGCCCGAAUAGAUGACACUCAUUUAACAGUUUAACAGUUUAACAGAGUUUAGUGCUAAAUAUCAAAUGCUAGCAUGCUGACAACUUCAGUGUUAAACAUAGAAAACUUUAUUCCUGUUCAACAUCAUCAUGUUUUAAAGGUCAUUUUGAUCAUGCUAACAUCCUGACCUCAGCAUGUAUUAACUCCCCACUGUACCUGCCUACAGUUCUGCCAUGCUGCUAGCAUAGCUUAGCCUUUGUUUUACAGUCGUUUGCUCUUUUUUUUUUUUGCUGCCACCGUAAUAGAGUAGAGGUAAAGAAAAUUUCCUGGACAAAUAAAAAAUCUGCAUGAUUAAAAACCACUUGAGAUAAAUGGCAAUAUGUUUUUUUUUUUCUGUGAUUUGGGUGAACUGAUCCUUUAACACCUCUCAAACAAAACAUAUUUUACAACAACUUUAUGAGGCAGCUCAACCAGACAUGAAUACUGAUGAGGAAGAAAGACUGAAGGAUUUUUACUGUUCAUUUUGUGGUGUCAGAGAGGAAAAGAAGAACCUCCUGGACAAGAUAAGACACAGCAGACGAGUAAAACCAACAUUUGUUCUAUUAUAAGGAUAAGCUCACAUAUUUAUAAAGCAUCGGUUACUAACACCCCGUUGAGGAUGUUCACCAGACAUCCUUCUGAGUUAUGACAGCAUGACCUUUAUUAUCGCUGGUGCAAGUCAGAAGAAGUUAGUCACAGCAGUUAGCCUAUUGUCUUUUUUCUCCUCCCUGACGAGUUUAUUUAUUACAAAUAUUUUUGAUGAAGAGGUGAUUCAAAUCCUUUACUUAAGUAAAAACAGCAAAAACACUGAAAAUACUCCAUUACAGGUAAAAGUCUAGCAAAAUCUGUGUUAAGUAUCCAAAGUGAGAGUACUUAUUCUGUAAUCAACUUUUUCCUGUCUGUGUGAAGUUUUUGGAUUAUCUUUUACUGUCACAUGUUGCAUUCUACUGCCGUAGAUGUUUAAGGUUGAGCCCAUUUGACCUGCUUCAUGUACUGUUGACAGUUGAAUCUGUUUGUACACAUGCACACAUGCAAACAAGUUUUUACAAGCAUAGAACUCAGUCCUGCUCUUAGCUUUGAGCAUUUUCCAGCUAUUCCAAGCUGGUUAUAAAGAUAUAUUUUUUUAAUAUGUUAGGAAGUAGGGGACUGUUCUUAACACUUUAAAUCAUGAAGUGUAUCAGAAAAAAAAUGACAUUCAAAAUCACCGCAUUUGGAGAAACAUGGUUUUCACUGGACAGGAACAUUUAACAAUCACUUACAGACAAAUGAAGUGGAGUAAAAAGUACAAUAUUUGCCUCAGAGAUGUUGGAGAGUGGACGUAUAAAGUUAUACAAAAUAAGAAAAAAAUCAAAUACCUCACAUAUAUACAUAAGUACAGUACUUAUGUUACAUUCUACCACUGUUGUAUAAAGAUUCUGUCUUUUCACAUCCACAGAAACAAACAGAGUCAGCACAGACUCAGCCAAUAGCCAUGAGGUUUAAUUUCUUAUCGAUCUUAAGAGAUUUGAUGAGUCACUUACUCAGAUUGUACGUAAAAGACAGGCGUAAUCUCUGUGUCUGAAAAGUGAAGUCAAUACUGAAGUGUCUCAAAUCUGCAUUCUGUCAAACAGCCAACAGGAGGCGCUCUGCUGGUUGCAAAAAAAUAUCUAAAGGAAAAUGACCCUACUUCUCAUUUGAUCUGUUACCUCAAAAAACAUUUCACUUAUGAGGUUAUGGUCUCAGUCGCUAUUUUCAAGUCUCCUUCAAUUCAGCAUUGUGCUCAUUUUGUAAAUUAUGGUCCCAUUCCGAGAAAAAUAGACAAUACAGCAUGGUUCUUUUUACAACAGUAUGGGAAUGCAAAAUGUCCUCCAGUUCUGCGUCAGCUCCACCUCUCACUUGUCACGUCGAGUUUCAAAAGAUGAAGAUGGUGACGGCAAAUUCCAGACUUGAGGCUUCAAAUAGUAGUCCACUGACCAACGGGUGGCGUCACAGUGGCCACGUCCAUCUUUUAUAUGCGAGUAUGUUUAUGUCUGGUGUUCAGAUAUCUUUCUGGCAAAACACUUCUCAUUUAAACUUUACGUGUAUUAACUUUCCAGAGAUUAAAGAUGCCAUUUAAACAU